Messenger RNA from Puccinia graminis f. sp. tritici CRL 75-36-700-3, 1286 nucleotides. RefSeq lists its product as uncharacterized. Bases 119 to 928 code for a protein of 269 amino acids. Lineage: Eukaryota; Fungi; Basidiomycota; Pucciniomycetes; Pucciniales; Pucciniaceae. Gene Ontology annotation, biological process: ribosomal large subunit biogenesis; rRNA processing. The record is from RefSeq and is a predicted model, not a curated record. Gene Ontology annotation, cellular component: nucleolus; preribosome, large subunit precursor; nuclear periphery. The transcript is spliced from 3 exons.
AUGGCAUGCAUGCAUAACAGAAAUCCUCCACCCAGUCGAGACAUUUUUUGCAGUUCUUUGCCCACCCAAGCAAGACCCGCCACCCAAGACCAGACACCGAUCGCACAUCCACCCAAACAUGGCCUCGCUUGAAAGCCUGUUCAGCAAUCCCACCGCCACCGCUCCUGGAGGAUUCGGCGCGAGCGUCGGCUUGGACUUCUUCGAAACACAGUUGGUCGACUCGCAGGCUAGGACCUCCGUCGAGGAUGUCAACGAUGACUUGAAGAUCGAGGUCGAACUAUACAAGAACGCACUAGAGGCGGCCCAACAAGCGGUGCGGAAGUUCGAGACGAGCGGGAAGCCGUUCUUCCGGCCGUCGGACUACUUUGCGGAGAUGAUCAAGUCGGAUGCGCACAUGGAGACGAUCCGGCUGCGGCUUGUCGAGGAAGCCGAGGGCCUCAAGGCCUCCGAAGAGGCCAAGAAGAAGCGCGAGUUGAAGAAGUUCGGGAAGGCGAUCCAGGUCGAGAAUAAGUUGCAGCGCGAGAAGGAGACUAAACGGAUCAAGGAGGGCGUCAAGGAGCUCCGCAAAAACCGUAAGGAUGUUACCAAACUAGAUGGCCAGGGGGAGCAAGAGUUUGAGAUUGCGAUUGAGGAGACGCUUUCGGGGAACCCGAGGAAGCGGGCGGGAGGGCCGUCGGGAUCCGGAAAGGAGUCUGAGGGACGGAAGAAGAGUCGGACGGGGCGGGAGCGCCAGUUUGGGCGGCCGAAGCCGAAGGGCGUGACUGGGCGACGAUGGAAGGAGAACACCAAGUCGAGUGCCGGCUCGUUCGAGGGCAUGGGCGGCAAGGGCGACGGCAGGAUCUCCAGCGGCACCGGCCGUAAUAGGGGCCGUGGAAGGGGCGCUGGCGGAAGCUCCAAAAGAGGCUCCCAUCGCUCAAAGAGAUCCUAAUCUUUCCCCUUCUUCCUGGAUCUUGCUCUUCAUCACUUGUAUUUUUCCCCCUUCCCCUUUUUCAUAAAAGGACCUCCCUAUCCAUAAUUGCAAUCCUUUUGACCAAGCCCAGACCUUAAUCAACUUUGCAACAUCAUCCCAUUCGAGACCCGCAUUAUCAGCAGGAAGACAGACUGUGCACGUAUAAGUUAAGAAAGGUCUAGCCUGUUUUCAUUCUCCAUCUCUCAACCUCACUGGGGCAUGCGUCUCUCCCCCUAUCUUCUCUCUCUCUCUUCCCCUUCCGUUUAUGUGUCUGUCCACCCAAAAUCUUAGGCCCAAGGUCCUCGCGCAAAGAGAUGGAAAGAGAGCAGGAAUUCCG